AUGAAGGCCCUUCCAGCAAAUCUACAACGCUGGACACCCAAGCAUAUCUCUGGUAUGACAGGUGUGGGAAAAUUCUUGGCCAUUUGGAAGCGUUUGGCGAAGAGCUCUUGUCCCAAAUGCUCCUCCUGCCCCGUGGAAGACCACUUCCAUGUUCCACCCUGUUCUGCUCCUAGUGCAGUUGCAGAAUGGUCAAAACUCCAUCUGGCCCUCCGGACCUGGAUGCAGACUCAGCAGACUGCCCCAGAGAUUGAAGCCUUCCUCUUCAAAUACCUGAAGAAAGUCCGUCAGCCUUCCUUGGGCGUCCCCACCGUCCGAGCCUAG
This is a messenger RNA of Cylindrotheca closterium, 321 nucleotides long. NCBI's taxonomy places the organism in Eukaryota, Bacillariophyta, Bacillariophyceae, Bacillariales, Bacillariaceae. The record is from the annotation of a GenBank genome assembly.